Molecule: messenger RNA, 619 nt
Organism: Carlito syrichta (Philippine tarsier)
Lineage: Eukaryota; Metazoa; Chordata; Mammalia; Primates; Tarsiidae
Product: protein yippee-like 4
Exons: 4
Source: RefSeq, a predicted model, not a curated record
CCGGCUCCCUGGCUGUGGCGCCAGAAACCCGGAACCACUGCCGGGCUUGCCAGAGUAGGAUGGGAAUCCAGGAGAUGGGGAGACAAGGCCACUGGAUGCUGGGGGGUGGGGACUUGAUGGUGAUGGAGGAGGUAGGGGUGACUUCUAUUUCUAUCUGGUUCUCGUCUGGGGGGGCCCUAGCCGGGCAGCCCCCCCACAUCCUUCCUGCCCUGAAACACGGCUCUAGCCAACUUGCUCCGCUGCUUCACCUGCGACCGUCUGUGUGGGGGCUGCACGGCGCCAGCCCCUCCUGCCCGCCAGGGCAUUGUCCUCCAGCCAGUCAUGCCCAGCUGUGACCCUGGCCCGGGCCCCACCUGCCUCCCUACCAAGACUUUCCGCAGCUACCUGCCCCGCUGCCACCGAACUUACAGCUGUGUGCACUGCCGUGCACACUUGGCCAAACACGAUGAGCUUAUUUCCAAGUCCUUCCAAGGGAGCCAUGGCCGAGCCUACCUGUUUAACUCUGUGGUCAACGUGGGUUGCGGCCCAGCAGAACAGCGUCUCCUGCUCACGGGCCUCCACUCGGUAGCCGACAUUUUCUGCGAGAGCUGCAAAACCACACUGGGCUGGAAAUAUGUAA